Molecule: messenger RNA, 1554 nt
Organism: Geosmithia morbida
Lineage: Eukaryota; Fungi; Ascomycota; Sordariomycetes; Hypocreales; Bionectriaceae
Product: central kinetochore subunit Mis15/CHL4
Exons: 1
Coding region: 1-1554 (517 amino acids)
Biological process (GO): CENP-A containing chromatin assembly; chromosome segregation
Source: RefSeq, a predicted model, not a curated record
AUGCCACCGCGAAUAUCCGUCCCGACCAAGGCUCGCCUUCCCUCGACUCUACGUGUCGACGCCUCCAACCCAGCCGUAAUCAAGUGCAUGACACGCUUAUCGCGUGAUGCGCUGAUAUCGCUAGCGCUGGACUGGCUGGACGACACGGCCGUGCAGAAUGCCAUUCCGUACCUGCGGCGGCCGGGCGAGGACGGCGAGGACGACGACGAUAUGGACGACCUAUACCCUGCCAGCCGGACGGUCGAGGAGCUCCGCCAGACGUACGAGGACAUGAGGCAGCAGAGGGGAUCGAAGCGCGACGUGGUCAGCCGCAUGCUCGAGGGCGACUGGCGCCACGGCAUGACGCUCUACCAGCUCGCCAUGGCCGACCUGGCCUAUUUUGACGAGCACCCCACAUCGCAGCGCUGGAGCGCCUACAGGAUCCUGCCGCUCCAGCAGCCCAACGGCCGGCACGGCAACGCCGACGACCUGGACCCUGACGACCCGCAGGUCCUGGGCAUAGACAGGCAGUCCCUCAAGAUCCCCCGCUUCCACCCGGCCACCUUCCUCCAGACGCUGCAGGAGCAGGUACUUCCCGACGUGAAGGCGCACUACCACUUCUACCGCCCCGAGUCGUUCCCCGUGCUGCUCCUGCGCAUCUUCGUCGUCGACUCCCCCUACAGCACCGACCUGGCCCUCUCGAGCAUCGACCAGUCAGGGUCCGUGGCCAACUUCGAGACGUCGCGCACCAUAUACCUUGCCUUCCCCGACGGCUCCCCCUCCCUGUACAUAUCCAAGUCGCACAGUACCGGGCCGGUAGCCCUGGGCGACUCGAGGAGUCUGCAGAGCCUGGUCGUCGACGGCGUGCCCAAGGCCCUGUCCCGCCCCCGGGAGCGCUUCACUCUGAAAUCCACCAGCCUGUCCAGCCGUAACCUGUGGGCCCUCCUCGACAAGAAAGGUCCGGGGAAGACGAACGCCGCCGGCGGUGGGUGGAGCAUCUACGCAAACGACAAGACGAAGAAGUCCCCCCUGGACUCGAUACCCUCGGCCCCCCCGCUGCUGUUGGCCUCACGAGAGGGCUCGUCUUCCGCCGCUCAGCAGAGGCGCAAGGGCCCUGGUCAGCGGGAGAGGAAGCGUGCCAGGCUCAUUGCCGAGGCGCGCUUCGGCGACUCGGCGCGCGUGAGCGACGACAAGGGCGUUGAGAAGGUCGAAGUCGUCCUGCAAGACCCGUAUCCGACGCAGGAUGACAUGGGUGGGUCUGACGACGACGAUGACGACAAUGAGGGUAUGCCGGGAGCUGGAAACCGCCGCAAGAGCAAGGUCGACGCUACCAUACAAGAGGCAAAUCAGGACCUGGAUGAUGACGAUGCUGCCGCAGACGAGUCAUCACAGUGGUCGCCGGCCGUCAAGCUGACGUUCAAUGGACCGCAUGUGUUUGCGGGCAUACGGCAGCUUAUCGAGGCGGGUAUCAUCGACGGUCAGAGGAUGCCAGGCUGGAUGACAGGUGAGGAGGGUGUGACCACGGGUGUGGUCAGGAAUGGGCGAAUACGAGGGCACAAGGGGUCGGGCAUGUGA